Messenger RNA from Bombina bombina (fire-bellied toad), 1739 nucleotides. It is a transcript of the gene GP1BB, whose product is annotated as glycoprotein Ib platelet subunit beta. Bases 223 to 867 code for a protein of 214 amino acids. The record is from RefSeq and is a predicted model, not a curated record. The transcript is spliced from 2 exons. NCBI's taxonomy places the organism in Eukaryota, Metazoa, Chordata, Amphibia, Anura, Bombinatoridae.
AAUAUCAACAUAAAAAAACUGCCGUGACUAUAACCCUAAAGACAAUGUGGUUUUAUACUUAGGGGGUCUUUCUUACGCAGCAAGGGGUUAAGCGCUGUAUCCCGCAGAAGUAAGAACCCUGAACGUGCCACUUACUGUUCUUAUCUAUACAGGACACUCUCUAGUGUUAUCAUAGAGCUGACGCUGUCACACUUCUCUGACACUGAGUCUGCAGGACAGAGAAUGGAUCAGAAGCUGUGGCUUUGUUCCUGGUUUCAGCCGUUGCUGAUGCUCCUCCUCUUGCCAAGUGCAGCCUCAUAUUGCCCCUCUCCAUGCCGUUGUAGCACUAGCACUGGUAUUGUGGAUUGUAGCCGCAGUGACCUCAGCACCAAGUCCCUGCCAAAUUCCUUCCCCUCAACCACAAAGACUAUCUGGCUUAGUCAGAAUAAUCUAGUGUCCAUUCCCAAUGGUCUCCUGGACCGGAUGCCCCAGCUGACAGAGGUUUACUUGCAGCAGAACCCGUGGCAUUGUGACUGUGACAUUUUGUACCUGCGCACCUGGCUACAAGGGCAGCAGCAGAGGGGACUAUAUCGCAACAUCACCUGCAUGUCCCCAGAGACACUGAGAGGCAGAGUCAUAAUGUACCUGACAGAGGAUGAGUUAAUGGCCACUUGCCAGUACUGGUACUGUAACAUGGCGCUGCUCUCGCAACUGGGCCUCUUUGUCUUUAUUUGUAUACAGGGCAUCCUGCUCAUCUUCAUCAUCCUCUCUCUCAGGCGCUUCCAGAAGAUUGCCAGGGAAGCUCAGCGCACUGCUAAGGAGCUAAAGCAGAACUCGGAAUCCUAUGCCUAUGACAACAUACCGUUAUUUAACUAUGAUAGGACAUAGUGUGCGCUUGUCAGUUUAAAGCAAAAGAUCCCUUAAUAAAUUACAUUACAUGGCACCAAGUCCUAGUUGGUAUCCUGAUGAGCAGGUGUUGAGACUACAGAGGUCAUUGCAAUAUAUGUGACACUGAACAAAGAAACCUCUGCAAUCUGAAAUGUAUAGUUAUGAACAAAUUCUUAAAAAUAUAAUAACAUAUAUAAAUGGUACUGCUAGUAUAUCGCUAAUCACUAACGUUGCUUUUUUUUUACUAGAAAAUAUUGCAUUAUUUUUGUUUCAAUCUAUUAAUUUACUUAUUUACUUUAAAAUAAAGAAAUAAAAUAAACAAUAAUAGUAUAACGAUUCUCAGUGGCGGUUCUAUGGUGGUGCUAUACACAUCCAAACACCUAUGUAGCACUGCAGCCCCCCCCCCCCGUUGAACUUUGAAUGUCUCUAUAUAUUAUGUAUACUCUGUCUUUCAACUUUUUCACCACCCCAUUUAGCCCCGGCCCUAAAUAUUAGGUUCUAGAACCACCACUGGAGAUUCCCCUUCAACGCCUUUCCUUAUUUUGGCUGAAUGUUCUUUCAGGAAUAAUUUAUCCAUCCUGCAACAAAUGUCACUGUGUUACUAAGGAAUUACCUCAGCUAUAGCAACCAGCAACAGGCCGUGAAAAGAGAGACUGGGACACAGUGAAAGUGACAUCGGAAUAGAAAGACAAAAAGACAGGUGGAACACAGAACUAAACUCAUAAUAGAAGAAAUUUCAGAACCAUACUUUUGUUUUACUGAAUCUCCAGCUGGUUAACAAAUUGUAUGUUCAGAGUUAAAUUACAAGAAAGGGGCAGAAUAAAUAUUGGAAGUAUGUUACUAUGCAUAUUAAACAUGUGUAUUACAAGCUA